AUGCUGGGCUAUGGCGCCGACGCCAUCUGCCCCUACCUGGCCUACGAGUCCAUCUUUGCCCUGCAGCUGGCCGGCAAGCUGCCUGCCGCCCUGACGCGCGAGGCGCUGGUGUCCAAGUACAUCAAGUCUGUGGGGGUGGGCCUCCUCAAGGUCAUGGCCAAGAUGGGCAUCUCCACGCUCAUGAGCUACAAGGGGGCCCAGAUCUUCGAGGUCCUGGGCAUUGCGGACGAGGUGGUCUCCAUGUGCUUCAAGGGCACGGCCUCGCGCAUCGGCGGUGUUGGUUUCGAGCAGAUCGCCAAGGACACGCUGGCCCUGCACGCGGCCGCCUACCACGGCAUCGACUUUGCUGACGACAGCCUGGAGGCCAAGACCCUGCCCCACUCUGGGGACUACCACUUCCGCGCCGCCCCGGGGAGCGAGGUGCACAUGAACGACCCUGCCGCCAUUGCGGCGCUGCAGGCGGCUGCGGCUGACAACGACAAGGCGGCCUACAGGAAGUUCAGUGCGCUCAACUACAAGCUGAGCCAGCAGUGCACCCUGCGCGGCAUGCUGAGCUUCAAGGCCGGCACCCCCGUGCCCCUGGAGGAGGUGGAGCCCGCGGCCAAGAUCGUCAAGAGGUUCUGCACGGGCGCCAUGUCCUACGGCUCCAUCAGCCUGGAGGCCCACACCACCCUGGCCCUGGCCAUGAACACCAUGGGCGGCAAGAGCAACAGCGGCGAGGGAGGGGAGAACCCGCGCCGCCUGGAGCCCCUGACUGAUGGCACGCGCAACCCCCUGCGCAGCGCCAUCAAGCAGGUGGCCAGUGGCCGCUUUGGCGUGAGCGCGUACUACCUCACCAACGCAGACGAGAUCCAGAUCAAGAUCGCGCAGGGCGCCAAGCCCGGGGAGGGCGGCGAGCUGCCCGGCAAGAAGGUGGACGGCGACAUCGCCAAGACGCGCAACAGCACCGCGGGCGUGGGCCUGAUCAGCCCUCCCCCCCACCACGACAUCUACUCCAUCGAGGACCUGGCGCAGCUCAUCUACGAUCUCAAGUCCUCCAACCCUGGGGCCCGCGUGAGCGUGAAGCUGGUGUCGGAGAACGGCGUGGGCGUCGUGGCCAGUGGCGUGGUGAAGGGCCACGCAGACCACGUGCUGAUCAGCGGCCACGACGGCGGCACGGGCGCGGCCAAGUGGACGUCCAUCAAGUACGCGGGCUGCCCCUGGGAGCUGGGGCUGGCGGAGACGCACCAGACCCUCGUGGCCAACGACCUGCGCGGCCGCACAGUGCUGCAGGCGGACGGCCAGAUGCGCACCGGUCGCGAUGUGGCGGUCGCAGCUCUGCUGGGUGCGGAGGAGUUUGGCUUCAGCACGGCCCCCCUCAUCACCCUGGGCUGCAUCAUGAUGCGCAAGUGCCACACCAACACCUGCCCCGUCGGCAUCGCCACCCAGGACCCCGAGCUGCGUGCCAAGUUUGCGGGGCAGCCUGAGCACGUCAUCAACUACUUCUUCAUGGUUGCUGAGGAGAUGCGCGAGCACAUGGCGGCGAUGGGCUUCAGGACCGUGGACGAGAUGGUGGGGCGCGCCGACAUGCUGGAGCCCAACACAGAGCUCAUGCAGUCCAGCCCCAAGCUGUCGGGCAUCGACCUCUCCAAGCUGCUCACACCCGCGGCCACCCUGCGCCCCCGCGCCGCCCAGCGCUGCGUCACCAAGCAGGACCACGGCCUGUUCACGGGUCUGGACGUGCAUCUCAUCCCGCACUGCCGCCCCGCACUGGUGGACAAGGGCCAGGAGCCAGAGCCUGUGUAUGUUGAGAUGGCGGUCCAGAACGUGCACCGCGCAGUGGGCACCACCCUCAGCCACGAGGUCACCAAGAGGUUCGGGGAGAAGGGCCUGCCUGAUGGCACCAUCUACGUGCGCCUCACGGGCCACGCCGGCCAGUCCCUGGGCGCGUGGCUGUGCCGCGGCAUCACCCUGGAGCUGGAGGGUGACGCCAACGACUACGUGGGCAAGGGCCUCAGCGGCGGCGUCAUCGCGGUCUACCCCCCGGCCUCCGCGCCCUUUGUCCCCGAGGACAACAUCAUCGUGGGCAACGUGGCCCUCUACGGCGCCACCAGCGGCCAGGCCUUCUUCAGGGGCAUCGCCGCGGAGCGCUUCUGCGUGCGCAACAGCGGCGCGCAGGCCGUGGUGGAGGGCUGCGGCGACCACGGCUGCGAGUACAUGACGGGCGGCGUGGCCGUCAUCCUGGGGCCGACCGGCAAGAACUUUGGCGCCGGCAUGAGCGGCGGCCUCGCCUUCGUCUACGACCCCCACGGCCGCCUCCCCGCGCGCGCCAACGAGGACGUCAAGGGCGACCUCCUGCCCCUGGACGACAUGCACGACGUGGCCACCGUGAAGCGCCUGGUCCAGCGCCACCUGCGCUACACCGGCAGCGAGGUGGCGCGCCGCCUGCUGCUCAACUGGGAGCGCGAGAAGAGGUCCUUCGUGAAGGUGUUCCCUCACGAGUACCGCCGCGCCCUGGCCGAGGCUGACGCCAUCAAGGCCGCGGAGGCCGCACAGAAGGAGCUGCUGUCACAGGCCGGCCUGGCCGGUGUUGACGCGUUUGAGGAGCUUAAGGUGCUGGCCGCCAAGGCCGACGUCAAGGCGCCCCCCAAGGCCCUGGCCCUGCCGGCCCCCUCCCUGGGGGACCCCACCCUGGAGAAGCAGCGCCUGCUGGUGCAGGCGCGCGAGGGCCUGCCCGUGUCUGGCGUGCCGGCCACCAGCUGGGAGGCGCUGCGCCCCAAGAUCGUGGGCAAGGGCGAGGCCGACAAGGCGCGCGGUUUCCUGGAGUACAACCGCUCCGCCCUGGGCUACAGGCCGCCCCAGGAGCGCCUCAGGGACUGGAAGGAGGUGCUGGAGGGCAAGCCCACCGAGGCGCGCCAGGAUCAGCUGCACACCCAGUCAGCGCGCUGCAUGGAGUGCGGCACACCCUUCUGCCACCAGAUCGACUCGGGCUGCCCCCUGGGCAACCGCAUCCCCGAAUUCAACGACCUGGUGCACAAGGGCCGCUGGCGGGAGGCGCUGGACCGCCUGCUGCAGACCAACAACUUCCCGGAGUUCACGGGCCGCGUCUGCCCCGCACCCUGCGAGGGCUCCUGCGUGCUGGGCAUCAACCAGGACCCCGUGACCAUCAAGACCAUGGAGCUCACCAUCAUCGACAAGGCCUUCGAGGAGGGCUGGAUGGCGCCAAAGCCACCAAAGGUGCGCACCGGCCAGUCUGUGGCUGUGGUGGGCAGCGGCCCCGCGGGCCUGGCUGCGGCUGACCAGCUCAACAAGAUGGGCCACGAGGUCACCGUCUACGAGCGCGCCGACAGGAUUGGUGGUCUGAUGAUGUACGGUGUGCCCAACAUGAAGACCGACAAGAUCGACGUGGUGCAGCGCCGCGUGGACCUCAUGGCCGCAGAGGGCGUCAAGUUUGUGGUCAACGCGGCCGUUGGCACUGACGUGCCGGUGGAGAGCCUGGUGGGCGGCCACGACGCCGUGGUGCUGGCCGCGGGCGCCACCAAGCCGCGCGACCUGCCGGCCCCCGGGCGUGACCUCCAGGGCAUCCACUUUGCCAUGGAGUUCCUCACGGCCAACACCAAGUCACUGCUGGACAGUGGCCUGAAGGACGGCAAGUACAUCAGCGCUGCGGGCAAGAAGGUCAUCGUCAUCGGCGGCGGCGACACCGGCACGGACUGCAUCGGCACCAGCGUGCGCCACGGUGCCUCCCGCGUCAUCAACCUGGAGCUGAUGGGCAAGCCCCCGUCGACGCGCGGCGCGGACAACCCCUGGCCCCAGUGGCCCCGCAUCUUCCGAGUGGACUACGGCCACGCCGAGGCCGCCACCGUGUACGGCAGCGACCCGCGCCGCUACGGCGUCAUGACCAAGCGGUUCGUGGGUGGCCCUGACGGCAAGGUGCGCGGCGUGGAGAUUGUGGACGUGCGGUUCGAGGAGGACCCCGCCAACCCCGGCCGCAAGAAGCUGGUGGAGGUGCCCAACAGCAACCAGCUGCUGGAGGCGGACCUCGUGCUACUGGCCAUGGGCUUCCUGGGCCCCGAGGAGAAGCUCGCGCAGGCACUGGGCCUGGAGCAAGACGAGAGGUCAAACUUCAAGGCGACCUGGGGAGACUUUGCCACCACGGUGCCGGGAGUAUUUGCGGCUGGCGACUGCCGCCGUGGGCAGAGCCUCGUGGUGUGGGCCAUCCGCGAGGGCCGCGACGCGGCCGCGGCCGUGGACCGCUACAUCACCCGCACCAGGGGCCCCGGGCGGCAGCUGCCGGGCAGCGCCGUCAAGGGGGGCAUCUACGACCUGCAGGACCUGCCCGGAGGGGAGGUACCGCGCGCAUCAACCGGCGCAGAGCCCCUGCCCGCACGCCGCUGA
Molecule: messenger RNA, 4377 nt
Organism: Monoraphidium neglectum
Lineage: Eukaryota; Viridiplantae; Chlorophyta; Chlorophyceae; Sphaeropleales; Selenastraceae
Product: glutamate synthase (NADPH/NADH)
Exons: 32
Coding region: 1-4377 (1458 amino acids)
Molecular function (GO): iron-sulfur cluster binding; glutamate synthase activity; oxidoreductase activity, acting on the CH-NH2 group of donors, NAD or NADP as acceptor
Source: RefSeq, a predicted model, not a curated record